AUGGACGAGGAGUAUGAUGUGAUUGUUCUGGGCACCGGCCUCAAAGAAUGCAUUCUUAGUGGACUUCUCUCUGUUGAUGGGCUCAAAGUGUUACACAUGGACAAAAAUGACUAUUAUGGAGGAGAGUCCAGCUCCCUUAAUUUGAAUCAGCUUUGGAAGCGUUUUAGGGGUGAUGAACAGCCUCCAGAAAAAUUAGGCACAAGCAAGGAGUACAAUGUUGAUAUGAUUCCUAAGUUCAUGAUGGCUAAUGGAGCUCUUGUUCGCGUACUCAUCCAUACUAAUGUUACCAAAUAUCUAAACUUUAAAGCUGUAGAUGGUAGCUUUGUGUACAACAAGGGGAAGAUUUAUAAAGUGCCAGCAACUGAUGUGGAAGCAUUGAAGUCUUCGCUGAUGGGACUCUUUGAGAAACGUAGACUUCGGAAGUUCUUUAUUUUUGUCCAAGACUUUGAGGAGAGUAAUCCAAAAACUCAUGAAGGGAUGGAUUUGAACAAAAUCACAGCAAGGGAACUUAUCUCGAAAUAUGAACUUGAAGAUGAUACAAUUGAUUUUAUUGGUCAUGCCUUGGCACUUCAAAUUGAUGAUGCUUAUUUGGACCAGCCAGCCAUGGCUUUUGUCAAGAGAGUGAAGCUAUAUGCAGAGUCUUUGGCCCGUUUUCAAGCAGGAUCUCCUUACAUCUAUCCUAUGUAUGGACUGGGAGAGUUGCCUCAGGCAUUUGCACGUCUGAGUGCAGUUUAUGGUGGGACGUACAUGCUUAACAAGCCACAGUGUAAGGUAGAGUUUGAUGCAAAUGGAAAAGCUUAUGGUGUGACCUCAGAAGGAGAAACUGCUAAGUGCAAGAAAGUUGUUUGUGAUCCAUCUUAUCUAAGUGAAAAGGUAAAGAAGGUUGGAAAAGUUGCGCGUGCUGUAUGCAUAAUGAGCCACCCCAUUCCGGACACAAAUGAUUCUCACUCAUGUCAGGUCAUUCUGCCACAGAAGCAACUUGGUCGUAAAUCAGAUAUGUAUCUGUUUUGUUGCUCAUAUGCUCACAAUGUUGCUCCAAAUGGGAAAUACAUUGCAUUUGUUGCAACUGAAGCUGAGACAGAUGAUGCACAAGCUGAAUUGAAGCCUGGCGUUGACCUACUUGGACCUGUAGACGAGAUAUUUUAUGAAACUUAUGAUAGAUUUGAACCUACAAACUGCCCUGAUGCUGAUGGUUGUUUCAUAUCCAGCAGCUACGACGGAACAACGCAUUUUGAAUCUACGGUUGUGGAUGUAAUAUCCAUGUACAGCAAAAUAACUGGAAAGGCUCUCGAUCUGUCUGUGGACCUCAGUGCUGCAAGUGCUGCUGAAGAAUGA
Molecule: messenger RNA, 1335 nt
Organism: Coffea eugenioides
Lineage: Eukaryota; Viridiplantae; Streptophyta; Magnoliopsida; Gentianales; Rubiaceae
Product: guanosine nucleotide diphosphate dissociation inhibitor At5g09550
Exons: 13
Coding region: 1-1335 (444 amino acids)
Biological process (GO): small GTPase-mediated signal transduction; vesicle-mediated transport; protein transport
Cellular component (GO): cytoplasm
Molecular function (GO): Rab GDP-dissociation inhibitor activity
Source: RefSeq, a predicted model, not a curated record